AUGAAAAAAUUAAAUUAUUUGUUGAUUGUUUCAUUUAUUUUCAUUUUAAAUCUUUUGAUUUCAAAAUCACAAGUUUUAAUUGAUGUUACAGCAAAAUGUGAAUUAAUCGAUUCUUUAUCACCAUGUAAAGAUAAUUUAAAUUACACUCACAUUUAUUUACCUACAGGGUAUACACAAGCAGCAAUUUCUGCCCAAAUUACACCAUUAUUCCAACAAGCUUCAAUAUUACCCACAGAUUGUCAAUCAAAUUUAAAAAAUCUUCUUUGCAUUUCAUCAUAUAUGGAAUGUAAUGAAAAUAUUCCCAAUAUUUCUCCAUCUUUCCCUUUACCAUCAUAUCCAUGCAAUAAAUAUUGUGAAAAAGUAAAAGAUGUUUGUUCAGCAUAUAUGGCAAUACUUGGUCCAUAUGUUAAUUGUUCAGCUGUACAAAAUGGAAAUGAAUUCUUCCCACAUACAGGUACAGAUUAUGAUUUGACAGCAUAUGGAGGCAGUGCAAAUGAAGAGAUUCAAUGCUCUGGUCCAAAUUUAGCAUCAAAUUCCACAUCUGCACCAAUAAAAUUCUGUCCAUCACCAUUAAUUUGGGUUGAUUCAGAUACAAUUAAUAAUAAAAGAGCUUACCAAGAAACAACACCAAAUUGUGUUUUACCAUGUCCAACUAAUGUAUACACUGAAAAGGAAUACAAAACUAAAUUUUAUUCAGAGGCAAUUUUAUUCAGUUUUUCAACAGCAUGUUCAUUUUAUUUAAUUUUUACAUUUGGUGUUUUUCCAAAUAAAUAUACAAAUCGUAAUUGGAUUAUUGUUUAUCUUGGUAUAACAGCUAUAUGUUUAGCAAUAAGUUAUGCAGUUCAAGAAGCUAGAUAUGGCGGUGGUGAUUGGAGAUGUACUUCUGAUCCUGGUAGAUAUAAAAGUAGUGAGGAUGGAACUUGUAUUUUAGGUGGAUUUUUCUUUCAAAUUGGUGGUUUAGGUACUAUUCUUUUCCUUUCAUUAUAUAGUUUUGAUAUGUUUUUAACAAUGAAUAUGAUGACAAAUAAAUACUUUAUUCAAACAUCAGUUGGAAUGUGGGCAUUGAUUAUUUUUUAUGCAUUAUUGCCAAUUAAACAUUAUGAAUCUUCAAUUGCAUCAGCUGGUUGUUGGUUAUCAAAUGAAGAUAAUAUGUUUUGGCAAUAUUUUUGUUUUUAUGUUCCAUCUUAUGUUGCAACCUUUUUUUUGGGAGUUUUCAUUAUAACCUCAAUUUAUAAAGUAUUCAAAAUGACUGUAAUGUUUAAGUCAAUUAAAGAUAAAAGAAUUUUAUUAUUAAAUAUAAGAUCAAUUAUAUUUUUAAUUGCAAUCAUGUUUUGUGUUUCUUUUUCAACAAUGUAUCCAUUAUAUGUAACAUAUAAUGGUGAUGAUUUUUCAAAAUCAGUUGAAGUUUAUGUUACAUGUUUAUAUGCAAAUAUUCCAAAUGGUAAUGAAGUUUGUCCCCAAAUUGUAUUCCCUCAAUUUUCAUUGCGUUAUAUGAAUGCAAUUACAAUGGCAAUCAUUGGUAUUGUUGGUUUAAUUGGGUUAGGUAUUGAUCCACAUAUUCUUCAAAUUUAUAGAGAAUCAAUUAGAUUUAAAUUUUUAUUAGGUUUAGUAGGUAUUCAAUGGGGUACUAACUCCCCACAACCAUUAAAACAAGGUAGUACUACUGAUUCAUCAUCAGGUUCUGGUAGUGGUAAUGGUUCUAAUAGUGGUAAUAAUAGAGAAAAUAGAAAAUCACAAAGAAAAUCUCGUGGUGUUUCAAUUGGAAUGAAAAAAAUUAAUUUAUCAGCUAGUUCUGAAAGUUCUAAUAAUUUACUCAACCAAUCCACUCCUGGAAAUUUAAAUAUUAAUGAAAGUAUUUCAAGUAUUGAUACAAGUAAUAAUAAUAAUAAUAAUAAUAAUAAUAAUAAUAAUAAUAAUAAUAAUAAUAAUAAUAAUAAUAAUAAUAAUAAUAAUAAUAAUAAUAAUAAUAAUAAUAAUAAUAAUAAUAAUAAUAAUAAUAAUAAUAAUAAUAAUAAUUAUAGUAACAAUAAUAAUAAUAAUAAUAAUAAUAAUAAUAAUAUUGAAAGAAUAAAUAGUGAUAAUGUAUAA
This is a messenger RNA of Dictyostelium discoideum AX4, 2088 nucleotides long. It is a transcript of the gene fslO, whose product is annotated as frizzled and smoothened-like protein. Gene Ontology annotation, cellular component: membrane. The record is from RefSeq and is a predicted model, not a curated record. The coding region runs from base 1 to 2088 and encodes 695 amino acids. The transcript is spliced from 7 exons. NCBI's taxonomy places the organism in Eukaryota, Evosea, Eumycetozoa, Dictyosteliales, Dictyosteliaceae.